AUGGCCAGAAUUUUAUAUUGGUAUCCGUCAAUUUCGAGCCGGUUCUGGUACUUCACUAUGGGCAGCUCCUUGUAUCCGAGAAUACAUUUGGCAUUGAGCGACGGGAGAAGGUCUUCACAGAAGUCUGGCUCGUACUCUUGCUCCGAAGCAAUGAACACCUCAACGGGCAAUUUACACCCAUUGGUCAAAGGCGGCGACUUUGGCUUGGUCUCCACUAGUAGACUAAACAGAUUCUCUGCGGAGCUAAACAUAAGCGGCUCUGGACUAAGAUUGAUGACGUUGGACCCGUGCGAGCCGUCCACGAUCUUCAGCCUGUUCUUAUGGCUUACCGUGUCUGGUUGGGAAGUCUUGUCCAUGUCGACCUUCCCAACAGCCACGACUGGCGGCGGUUCCUUAUCGACAAUCACCUCAUCAGUAGACUUCGACCGCGACGAGAACAUCAAAAUUAGUUGCACCGUCAGCAGGAGAACCAGCCCUGCGCCGAUCUUGACAAGUCUUUUUCUAUUCAGAUAUAUCGACAUUGGCAAAUAUUCAUAA
Molecule: messenger RNA, 537 nt
Organism: Ogataea philodendri
Lineage: Eukaryota; Fungi; Ascomycota; Pichiomycetes; Pichiales; Pichiaceae
Exons: 2
Coding region: 1-537 (178 amino acids)
Source: RefSeq, a predicted model, not a curated record